AUGACAGCGAUGCAUGUGGAAGAGAUGGAGGACGGGAGCAGGUGCCUGGUGUACCCGCUAGCAGAGGACAUUCUCACUCAUGCCAUAAUGCGGCCACCAGGAUCGAAGGGAAGUAUCCCGUCUGUCAGUGUCGCCAUGCUCCAUGUCGCUCUAGGACUGCAGGAGCUGCAUGCUCAGGGGUUCUGCCACAGGGACGUGAAGCAUCGCAACGUGCUGGGUAUGAGGAGAGGACAAGGGCCAUGGAAGCUGGCGGAUCUUGACGCGAGCUCGCUACAGGGGGAGGAGGUGACUGAGUUCAUGGGGUACCCCUGGUCCGUGUGGUCCCCUCGAGUCAGGAUCGGAGCCUGGCCGACUGCUGUCCCUUCCCCCGAGCACGCUCGGCAUCUCUUUGCGCUGUGGGCGAGGAGAGGAGAGGUGGAGCCGCUGCUGGCGAGCAGGGAGCAUGACUUGUUUCAGCUGGGAGUUCUCAUCUAUGAAGCCGUUUGUCGCCGCCUCCUCCUCGCUGGCAGGCCGGGGAUGGAAGUCCUGGAAGAGCUUGCGUCCGAUCGCCCGCUGCAGAUGCCGCAGUGUGAAGGAGGAGGAGGAGGAGGAGAGCUGGAGGCGCUGCUGGGCCUGGCGUCUGAGCUGAUAAGCAAGCAGCCGGAAAAGAGGCCGAGGAUGGAGGAAGUGAUCGAGAGGCUGCGGACCAUCAGCUCCGGCGAGACGAGCGGGAGGGAUGGAGAGCCGGAGUGCAAGAAACUUGACUGCUGCUUCAUCGUCAAGGUGUGA
Molecule: messenger RNA, 768 nt
Organism: Guillardia theta CCMP2712
Lineage: Eukaryota; Cryptophyceae; Pyrenomonadales; Geminigeraceae
Exons: 1
Coding region: 1-768 (255 amino acids)
Biological process (GO): peptidyl-serine phosphorylation; peptidyl-threonine phosphorylation
Molecular function (GO): ATP binding; protein serine/threonine kinase activity
Source: RefSeq, a predicted model, not a curated record